This is a messenger RNA of Lathyrus oleraceus (garden pea), 2160 nucleotides long. RefSeq lists its product as uncharacterized. The transcript is spliced from 6 exons. Lineage: Eukaryota; Viridiplantae; Streptophyta; Magnoliopsida; Fabales; Fabaceae. Bases 1 to 2160 code for a protein of 719 amino acids. The record is from RefSeq and is a predicted model, not a curated record.
AUGACUUUUCCAAGAUUACACUUUCAAGGAACUCAUGACAGUGAAGCCGGCCCAAGUAGAAUUACACAUGUUAAUGAUGUUGCACUUGAUCGUAAUUGCACAUCACCUAAUCAACGAAACAACACGAGUCAAUCCGAUACAGAUGAUAUGGAUAAUGAUGAAGCUUUGGAGGAUGCAGUAAUAUCAUAUGUUAACAUGGACGCCAGAGAAAAUGGUGCAUUAUCACGUCGUCCUCAAGAAUCAGGACAUGCUUUUCGAGCAAAGCACAAUAUUGCUCGAAAUUUCAAAAAUAAUAUGAUGAUGGAAAAAUCCUGGUUGCCUCAUCCAAUUACCUGUAGACACUACAAUGCAAGAUUGUUUCAUCAUGAAUCACGUGACAUGUGUUGUAAUGGUGGAAAUGUACCAUUCUCACGAGUUGAUGCUCCUAUAGAAUUGCAACAAUUAUUUUUGGAUGGUUCAGCUGAAGGAAAACAUUUUAGGCAACAUAUUCGAAGUUAUAACCAUGUCCUUUCAUUCACUUCAAUUGGUGUUCACGUUGAUGAGAAUAUUCUUGCAUCUGGUCGAUGUAUAUACACAUUUCGUGCUCAAGGUGCUUUUUACCAUAACAUGGGAGGUUUCUAUCCAAAUGAGGGUGUCAGGCCGCGUUUCUUACAAAUAUACAUCUACGACACCAAUAAUGAGCUACAUAAUAGAAUGCAGGAAAAUCCACAACUGCACCAAAAUGUAGUUCACAAAUUACAGAAAAUGCUCCAUCAGUUUAAUCCUUUUGUAAUUAGGUUCAAGAAACUUUCAAUACUUCCAAAUAUCAGUGAAUGUAGCCUCAUACUUAAGGAGCGUCCAAGUAAUCACCAUCAAUACAAUCUUCCAACUGCUGAACAAGUUGCGACAAUUAUUGUUGGAUGUGAUGCAGAUUCUAUGGAUUAUGGAAGGGAUAUUAAUGUCAUUCGUUGUGAUGGAAAUCUCAAGAAAGUUCAAGAGACAAAGGUAUAUUAUGAUCCUUUUCAAUACCUUGUAUUGUUUCCAUUUGGGACGCAUGGUUGGGACAUCAACACAACAAAUUGCAAUGGACGAAGAGUGUCAUGUCGAGCAUAUUACAGUUACAUGCUUCAGAUUCUCCCAAAUGAUCAAUCAAUGUUGUUAAAUGCGGGUCGACUGUUGCAACAAUAUGUUGUAGACAAUUAUGUCAAAAUUGAAUCAGGGAGAUUAAGGUGGAUUAAAGAGCACCAAAGUGAUAUACGUUCUGAAUUGUACCAAGGUUUACAUGAUGCUUUGCAUGUUGGUGAAACUAAUGCAAAGAACAUUGGAAAAAGAAAAAUAUUGCCAUCACCAUUUAUUGGCGGUCGUCGAGACAUGACACAACGUUACGAAGAUGGCAUGGCUAUUAUUCUUAAUGGCGGUAAACCAGAUAUUUUUCUAACAAUGACAUGCAAUCCUUCUUGGAGUGAUAUAACAUCAGAACUUUUGCCUUUUCAAACACCACAAGAUUGUCCAUAUUUGCUAACAAGAAUAUUUCGUUCGAAAUUUGAGAAAUUGAAGGAUGAUGUUAUUAAUAAAGGAGUCUUGGGUAAAGUUAAAAGCUACAUGUAUGUCACUGAAUUUCAAAAGCGAGGACUGCCGCAUGUGCAUAUGUUGUUGGUCUUAGAAAGUAACGACAAGUUGCGUGACCUAAAAGAUUAUGAUAGUAUGGUAAGGGCAGAAAUACCUAAAUUAGAAUGUGAACCACAGUUGGAUGAAGCUGUUGUACGAUAUAUGAUCCACGGACCUUGCGGCAUAAUCAACCGAAAGUCUCCAUGUAUGAAAGACGGACAUUGUAAAAAAAGGUAUCCCAAACAAUUCUUGGAUGAAACACGUCAAGGCACUGACUCAUAUCCCGAGUACAGGAGAAGGUUUGAUGAGUCUGUAUCAUUAGGUAAAGAUAGGUUUGUCGAUAAUAGAUGGGUGGUUCCUUAUAACCAUUGGUUACUGUUAAAGUAUGACUGUCACAUCAAUGUAGAGAUUUGCAGUAGCAUUAAAAGUAUCAAGUAUCUAUACAAAUAUUUGUACAAGGGCCCUGAUCGUGUGGCUAUGGAGGUUUAUAAAGGAUCAUACAUGGAUGAAGUUCAACAAUAUGUUGAUGCAAGAUGGAUUUGUGCUCCCGAGGCAUUAUGGAAAAUAUUUUGA